UAAUGAGCAGUUAAAAAAUAAUUUAAAAAAAAAUCCAUAAGUGUUUUUUUAAGCAUAAAGAAAAAGAAAACAAAAAAUAUUUUUUUUAAAAAUUAAAUAAAACUUCGAAACAAGUUACAAACAUGUCUUCCUCUGAACAUGAAGUUGAUAUAAGUGUGGUCUCUAGUCCCGAACCCAGUCCCAUGGGUUGCGGUCAAGAGGGUCAUGAAACGCCUCUCAGAUCCAACUCACCGGCCCGUUCACAUGGUGCCUCAACGCCCAACUCCAAUCAUACACCCACUACAGCCGCAGGCACACCCACAUCAACCACUUCCAAUUAUCAUCAUCACCACAGUCCCACCACUAUGGCUGCUGCUGUGCCGCCAACAGUUUUACAUCAUCACCUACAGCAUCAUUUGAAUUCUUUAAAUGCUGGCCAUCCGGUAGCUUUGCAUCAUGCUCUGCACAGUUUUGGCCAUUUAACACAUCCUGCUCAUCAACAUUUACUACAUCCAGCUGCUGUAACACCGGCGGCGGCACAUCAUUUUUCCAAUGCUCUCAACAGUGAACGUCUUAGUCCACCGGCUAUGGCUGCCAUGGCUCCUAAAUCCCCAGAAUCCACUACAACCGAAGAAUCACAAACAAAUAAUAACAAUAAUAAUAAUAAUUCAAAGAUGUUGAAUAAUAAUGAAACAAAUACCGCUGGCGGUCAACAACAACAACAAUCAGCAGCUGCUGCAGCAGCGGCGGCUGCUUUAAAUAACAAUAUAAAUAAAGUAACAUCGGGUAAUGGUUUUACUAGUUUUUCCAUUUCCUCUAUUUUAAGUCGUAAUGAACCGAAAAAGAAUGGUUCAAAUUUAAUAACACCCAUACCACAAUUGCCGCCGGCUACGGUAGGCGCUGGAGGACCCCAAGAUGCUGCCAUGUUAUCAAGAUUGGGUUUCAUUUCACAAUGGGGAGCUUUGGCUGGUCGUUAUGCUGCCUUGUGUCCACCCGGUUGGCCCUGGGCUCCACAACGUAUGCCUUUUCAUAGUCCUACUCAUGAUAGCUCUUCUACAAAUACCACUGAGAAUCCCUCAUCUCCACCUUCCCCCCAACACAAUGGCUCUCUGGCUAAUGGUAGCAGCAGCAACAACAACAAUAACAAUGGCACAAAAUCACCCUCUCCCCAUUUAUCCUAUCAACAACAUCAUAAUCACCAUCAUCAUCAUCUCUCACAACCCCAUCAGCCCACAACACCCACUAGUUCGAGCGCAGGUCUUAAUCAUCAUUCCUCACACUCCAACUCUAGCUAUUUACUACCCACCAGUUCAAAUGAAUCUGAUGAUGAGGGUGAAGAAAUCAUUGAAGAAGAUGAUGGCACUGAUGGUCCUUCGGAUGGUUCUUCACCUCAAGGCGAUUCGAAUCAAACGAAACGUAAGAAAAAGACCCGUACAGUAUUCUCUAGAGCUCAAGUUUUCCAAUUGGAAUCCACAUUCGAUAUGAAGCGUUAUUUAAGUUCUUCAGAAAGAGCCGGUUUGGCCGCAUCUUUGCGUUUGACCGAAACACAAGUGAAAAUAUGGUUUCAAAAUCGUCGUAAUAAGUGGAAAAGACAAUUGGCUGCUGAACUGGAGGCUGCUAAUAUGGCAAAUAUGGCCCAUGCUGCCCAACGUUUAGUGAGAGUACCCGUUUUGUAUCAUGAUGGUACAACAUCUGGUUUUGUGCCACCACCACCUCCCCAUCCUCAUGCUAUGCAAUAUUAUGCUGCUGCUGCCGCACGCAAUAACAGCCCACCACGGCCACCAUUGUCUUCACUUGUAUAGGGGGUGGGGUGUUUAACUGCGGCCGCAGUAGCAGCUGCAGCAGCU
Lucilia cuprina (Australian sheep blowfly) is the source of this 1826-nucleotide messenger RNA. It is a transcript of the gene Hmx, whose product is annotated as homeobox protein Hmx. Gene Ontology annotation, biological process: regulation of transcription by RNA polymerase II. Bases 123 to 1781 code for a protein of 552 amino acids. The record is from RefSeq and is a predicted model, not a curated record. Gene Ontology annotation, cellular component: nucleus. NCBI's taxonomy places the organism in Eukaryota, Metazoa, Arthropoda, Insecta, Diptera, Calliphoridae. Gene Ontology annotation, molecular function: DNA-binding transcription factor activity, RNA polymerase II-specific; RNA polymerase II transcription regulatory region sequence-specific DNA binding. The transcript has 3 exons.